Messenger RNA from Cavenderia fasciculata, 843 nucleotides. RefSeq lists its product as uncharacterized. The transcript has 5 exons. The record is from RefSeq and is a predicted model, not a curated record. NCBI's taxonomy places the organism in Eukaryota, Evosea, Eumycetozoa, Acytosteliales, Cavenderiaceae. Bases 1 to 843 code for a protein of 280 amino acids. Gene Ontology annotation, biological process: Mo-molybdopterin cofactor biosynthetic process.
AUGCAACCUCUACAAGAUGCCAAGACCAUUCGAUUGACAAUCCUACCAACCAUCACCAAUCAAUUUCCAUUCAACAAUCUUAGAAAACUUAAUAUUGGUGAUAUACAGAGUCGAGACUGUAACAUACUACAAUUUAUUUCAACAUUGGAAUUACCACUUGUCAAACUGAUACUUCCACUUUUCGUGAGACCAGCACUACCCUUUUUGGCUCAACAUGCAAGUUCAACAAUCAAGCAAUCACUCGAAACCAUUCAAUUGGAAGAAGAUUCCGAUCCAUUACUUUUACAACAAUUCCCAAAUAUCAAACACAUCAUUGUUGUUUGUCCUAGUUUCUAUGAAAUUGAUCGCGAUUCACUUUUCCACCCGAAAUAUCCAUUCUCACAAUCAAAUGUCCAAAAAAAAGAUCAAAUAUUUGUUCAUUACAAGAGACAGAUACCAAGAGAUCUACGCAUUUCAAAGUGUUCAAGAAAUCUUGAUGAUUCUACUUCAGAGACAGAACAAGUCAUUUAUGAGCAAUCAAUUUGGAGUCACAUCAAAAAAGAGUUCAAUGGAAUCAAGAAUUACCCAAAUAACAUCACCUCAAUUGUCAUUGACUCUAUCGACCGCCUCUAUCUUGGCGCUUUGGAACAUUUGGUGCGAUCAUUGAAUCGUACUCACGUUCAAGUCGAUUGUACAGUGUCUUGUAGUGGAAAGACUGGAGUGGAGAUGGAAGCAUUGACAGGUGCAUCGGUUGCAAGUCUAACCAUCUAUGACAUGUGUAAAGCAUUAUCACAUGAUAUCAUCAUAAAAGAAACUAAACUAAUCAAUAAAUUGGGUGGUAAGAGUGAUAUCAACAAGAAGUAA